Messenger RNA from Choloepus didactylus (southern two-toed sloth), 5483 nucleotides. RefSeq names its product sorting nexin 27 (gene SNX27). Gene Ontology annotation, molecular function: protein binding; phosphatidylinositol-3-phosphate binding. Lineage: Eukaryota; Metazoa; Chordata; Mammalia; Pilosa; Megalonychidae. Gene Ontology annotation, biological process: intracellular protein transport; signal transduction. Gene Ontology annotation, cellular component: early endosome. The transcript has 12 exons. The record is from RefSeq and is a predicted model, not a curated record. The coding region runs from base 1 to 1629 and encodes 542 amino acids.
AUGGCGGACGAGGACGGGGAAGGGAUUCACCCCUCAGCCUCUCACAGGAACGGAGGCGGCGGCGGCGGCGGUGGGGGUUCUGGGCUCCACUGCGCCGGGAACGGCGGCGGGGGAGGCGGCGGCCCGCGGGUCGUGCGCAUCGUCAAGUCCGAGUCCGGCUACGGCUUCAACGUGCGGGGCCAAGUGAGCGAGGGCGGGCAACUGCGGAGCAUCAACGGGGAGCUGUACGCGCCGCUGCAGCAUGUGAGCGCCGUGCUGCCCGGGGGGGCGGCCGAUCGGGCCGGGGUGCGCAAGGGGGACCGCAUUCUGGAGGUGAACGGCGUGAAUGUUGAGGGGGCGACACACAAGCAGGUGGUGGACCUGAUCCGAGCAGGCGAGAAGGAAUUGAUCUUGACAGUAUUAUCCGUACCUCCUCAUGAGGUGGAUAACCUAGAUCCCAGUGACGACUCGUUGGGACAAUCAUUUUAUGAUUACACAGAAAAGCAAGCAGUGCCCAUAUCGGUCCCCACAUACAAACAUGUGGAGCAGAAUGGUGAGAAGUUUGUGGUGUACAAUGUUUACAUGGCUGGGAGGCAGCUGUGUUCUAAGCGGUACCGGGAGUUUGCCAUCCUACACCAGAACCUAAAGAGAGAGUUUGCCAACUUUACAUUUCCCCGACUUCCAGGGAAGUGGCCAUUCUCAUUAUCAGAACAGCAAUUAGAUGCCCGACGUCGGGGGUUGGAAGAAUAUCUAGAAAAAGUGUGUUCAAUACGAGUCAUUGGUGAGAGUGACAUCAUGCAGGAAUUCUUAUCAGAGUCAGAUGAGAACUACAACGGUGUGUCUGACGUAGAGCUGAGAGUAGCAUUACCAGAUGGAACAACAGUUACAGUCAGGGUUAAAAAGAACAGUACUACAGACCAAGUAUAUCAGGCUAUUGCAGCAAAGGUUGGCAUGGACAGUACGACAGUGAAUUACUUUGCUUUAUUUGAAGUGAUCAAUCAUUCCUUUGUACGUAAGCUGGCACCUAAUGAAUUUCCUCACAAACUCUACGUCCAGAAUUACACAUCAGCUGUGCCAGGCACCUGCCUGACUAUUCGGAAGUGGCUUUUUACGACAGAAGAAGAAAUCCUGUUAAAUGACAAUGACCUUGCUGUUACCUACUUCUUUCAUCAGGCUGUGGAUGAUGUAAAGAAAGGUUACAUUAAAGCAGAGGAAAAGUCCUACCAAUUACAGAAGCUGUAUGAACAAAGGAAGAUGGUCAUGUACCUCAACAUGCUAAGAACUUGUGAAGGCUACAAUGAAAUCAUCUUCCCCCACUGUGCCUGUGAUUCCAGGAGGAAGGGACAUGUUAUCACAGCCAUCAGCAUCACGCACUUUAAACUUCAUGCCUGCACUGAAGAAGGACAGCUGGAGAACCAGGUAAUAGCAUUUGAAUGGGAUGAGAUGCAGCGAUGGGAUACAGAUGAAGAAGGAAUGGCCUUCUGUUUUGAAUAUGCACGAGGAGAGAAGAAGCCCCGAUGGGUUAAAAUCUUCACACCAUAUUUCAAUUACAUGCAUGAAUGCUUCGAGAGGGUGUUCUGUGAGCUCAAGUGGAGAAAAGAGAACAUUUUCCAGAUGGUGAGGUCACAGCAGAGGGAUGUGGCCACCUAGCCUUUCCGUAUCCCCUCUCUUCUUUCUACCCCUCAUCUUCUUAGCCCUUUCAUCUCCCAUGUCAGAGUAACCAUUAACACAAAAGAAGAGAAAAAGGAAAAAAAUCAUUAUAUUCAAAAGCCCUAAACUAAAUGUUAUUAAUAACCCCCUCUGAAUUUCAUGUCUCUGCAAUUGAGCUGGUAGAAAAUAACAGAUUGGUCAGCACCAGGAGUCAACUGAGUUAAGACGGGAAAAGAAAUAAGCCCAACCAACUUGCCGAAGGUAUCUUUGUCCUUUCACCUGGGCCUCAUGCCAACAGACUCUCCUUGUACUAUAUUUUUAAAACUGGAACUAUGAACUCCCUCCAUUGCACUGUUCAGACAUAUAUAUGUAUGUAUGUAAAAAUUAUAUAUACACAAAUUAGCUGCACGUAUAUGCAUAUAUAUAUUUCUUUUAAAAUUUCAUAUUGAUGGCAGUACCUUUUUUAGCUUGUGUUUUUACACACCUUUCACUAGAUUCAUGAUCUCUCUCUUCCUCUCUUUAUUUUGAAACAAACUUUAAAAAGGAAAAAAAAAUUUAUAGGGAAAAUACCUCUCCUCAUGAAGGACUCGAAAAGUUUACAAACUGCUUGGAUUUUUUUUCUCUCUUUAUUGUUCUGAGUACAGAUUCUGGCUCAUGGAUUGUCAUAGAGUCUGAGGAGCAAGGAGCAUAGUUUCUUUAUCUUCUAAGAGGAUGUCAUGGGAGGUGGGGAGAAAAAGGUCUGUUUCUAAAGGGCGGCAAGGCAGUAAGAUCUGCAGGGAGAGUCUGAAGACUUGGUGUGACCUCUUGGUUCCAGGACAAUUUUCCUGGUCCCUCUUCUCUCUCCAACUCAUGGCUUUCUAGCUACAUUCCACAUCUCCUUCCUGCUUCCCUAGGGCCCCUUGUUUGCUUUCCCUCAGCUGGCCCAAAAUGGAAGUGAGGUUGGGCUUAGGAGGAUAAGGCCGCAGGAACCUGAAACAUGUCAUGGUAGUUAUUACCUAUCUCCCUGCCUUUUCUGAACAGGGAUAGUGCUAGGGAUCAGAGUUAAAGUUGAUACCUUUAGGCCCAAAAGUUGGACUUACGUAGGGGAAAGGAAGAAAGCAAUGCCCUAUGUACAUAAGCUUUUCACUACUCCAUUCCUGACCAGUAACCACCCAUAACCAUUACAUUCUCUGUGACUUCUUUAAACAGCAGUGAUGAUAUCUUCAAGGCUUUGGGUGAAACUUGGGAUAGGUUAGUGGACUGUGCCAACAAAACCAUAGUCCCAGCUAAGCCAGCUGAGGACCCAGGAAGAAGCAAUGGCUAAUUUGGGUUGGAUCUCAACUUUUAAAUAGGAGACUGAAGAAUGACUUUUUUGUCCCCUAAAGAGCUCCUCAUCUGACCUUGCAGUUGGGGCUUUGAGACCUAAGAGCUACAUCCCAGGAUCAGGGCUCAUGGCUGGACUGGGUAGGGCAACAUUCUCAGCCCCUAGGCUCUAGAGACACUGUAUUAGAAGCACUAAGUCAGGCUCAGCUAUAACUGAACACAUCUUUGAGCCUCAUUUUCUUUUACCCUUCUCCACUUUCCAAGCAAAAACUUCCCUAGGGUAGCAUUUUUUGCUUUCUCUAACUGGUAAGCAGUCAUACUUGGUAGUGGUCACCUCCACUGAGCAAUGUUGGGAUGGUUUGAAGUUUCUUUUUUUUGUAACUUGUUUUUACAGAUCAUUGUGAGGCCACUUUUCUCUCUCUCUGACUCUGUUAUCUGGGCAGCCACUUACCCCAGUGGGGUUGUAGGAUCACACAGGACAUCCUGUCCUCCCCUUCUUCAAACCAAGAGUGGAAUCAGGAGUGCAAAACAUAAGAGUUUUCAUUGUUUAAAGAUACAGAGAGUGAUCCAUGAUUCAAAGGCUUUAACAUAAGAUUGACUCCUCUUUUUUUUUUUUUUUUUUUGGUGGCUUACACAAAUUUAAGACUGAGCCGAAGGACCUUGGAAAGAAGAUAUUUUGAUUUCACACUCCAAGAUGCUAAAGAGGCUGGGAACCAGCUUUGUUCAAACAUAUUAAAAAUAGCAACAAUUCGCCCCUACUCCCUCAUAGGAGAGGAAUGAACAAAUCCCAGAAUCCAGGUGACGGCCCACAUGCUGGCCUCUGGAUCUGAGACAUAUGGGGGAUAUCCCCUGAGGAUUUGGAGGCCCCUUAUAGUGGUGGUUGGUGCUAUGUUCCCUUUCUGGCAUAGCAUGCACUUGGUGCUUUGGAGAUUGGGUGAGGGGCUCCAUAGGUCGUUGGCCUGUUGGCAAAAUCUGUUCAGGAGUAGCCCCUACUUGAGGCUGUACCGCUAACACCCAGCUGCAGCAAGGAGGUGGGAAGAAGGGAAACCCUAGAGGAUAGCACCUUCUCCCCUCCCACCCACAGCAGGCCUCCUCAUGGAGGCAGAGGCCUCUGUGACUUUAGAGGUCCACAGGAUCUAGCCCUUCUUUGCAUGAAGUACAGUGUUAGGUGUGACUCUCCUUUUCCCUCUUCCUUUGAACUUCCUUUCUCUAAUCCCUACUCCUUUUCUUAGUCCUAGUUUCUGCCGAGGGAGGCUUCUACCUAGUCCUUUGCAGUUUGUCUCUGGGAAAGGGGGAGAACCUCCCCCCCUCCACUCAGCAGAGCCAGCAGGAUCUUCCUGGUCUCCCUUUGUCGUCCUCUCUACUCUGAGUUUCUGUACUCUGAGGCAAAAGCUCAGGGCUUUAUAGGGAUCAGAAGAAAUUGUAGGCCCUGAGAACCCCAUCCCUGAAGAAAGUUUCCCUUGAGCCAUUCUUUGGGCUCUCUAUUCUUUUUAUUCUAGAAGUUCUCCAUUUUUCUGCCCUUCCCUUGCCCUAGGUCUAAGUGCAGCACAAGUACAGGUAUGCCUGUGCUCAGGGCAGCCCCUAGGCCUGUACAGAGCUCUCAGGGAGGAAUUGGAUGAAUUUUCCAACAUCCCCAUGCCUGGCCCAUCUAGUUUCAUCCUUUAAUUACCUAUUCCAGGCCAGUAGCUUCGGGUUGUCACCUCUUGUAGCUCCAAACCCAAUGCCUGGAGAAGCACAAUAGGGCAUUGACAGGAGGUAACACUCUCUCAUCUCAGAAUUUGCCAGCUUAUGGGCCUGGAUCCUAGGAAGCAAUUUUUUAAAAGGGGAUUGAAUCCUAAUUAACUCAUCGUCUCCAGACUUGAAGGGACUACUGUGCCUUUCGUUUUCUCCAUCUUACUAUAUGACUGGAUUGAUUCUGGAGUUGAAACCAUUUGAUCUGUUGAACCCCAACACAUUGCGAGGUUCCUUCACCAACUUAAUUGUGUCACAUUAACUUCCUUUUGAAUGGAGGAUGAUGUGGUUGAAUACUGAGAGAGAAAUAAUAGAGGUGAUGGGUAGGCUUCUUUAGCUCCCCAUCCUCCAGUGCCACCUGCUAUUUUCCCCCCUCCCCCAAAUCUGAGCUUGUCAUUCCAGGCCUCAUUCAUACCGGGACAGCAUCAGCUCACUCCUCAGCAGUAAUCUAGGGUGCGUGGGAAGCUUAGGCCUCUGGGGAGGAACAGAAUCUAAGAGGGGAAUGGCAUGGGGUGGGGGCCCUUGGCCAACUGCUGAACUUGGACACCAAUUUUAUACAUGCCCCACCUUUUAAGCCGGUGAGCUGUCAUGCACACUUUUAAUUUAUUUGAGAGAAACUCUAAUUGUAUUUUCACUGCAGUAUCUUGUAUUUUUUAUUUGUGAUUUAAGAAAUGUGAAGAGAAAAUACACAUAAUGGCUAACAGUGUUUCUUUCAUUCCUUGUUCUAGAGCUAACCACUCUAAAAUUGUUUGGUAAUGUCACUUAGUGUAAUUAAUUGUAACAUAUUCUUUUAAAUAAAUUGAUUUAUUGAUGAAACUAUU